AUGAGUGAGGACCCGUGGGACCUCACAUUCAUGUAUCGUUGUACCCUUGUAGGCCCCAUGUUUCCCCUGCCUGCCCCAUGUUUCCCCUGCCUGCCCCAUGUUUCCCCUGCCUGCCCCAUGUUUCCCCUGCCUGCCCCAUGCUUCCCCUGCCUGCCCCAUGUUUCCCCUGCCUGCCCCAUGUUUCCCCUGCCUGCCCCAUGCCCCAUGUUUCCCCCUUCAGCCCCCGUGUUUCCCCUUGCAGGCCCCCUGUUUUCCCCAUCAUGCCCCCUGUUUCCCCCUGCGAACCCCCUCCUCAUGUUUCCAAGGCUGGGUUAUGAGUGCAUUGCUGCUCACAGCAGCAUGGAAAGUGCUCACCAGCAAAGGAACCACUCAGCCCGCAUACUCUUACUCACCUUCGCUUGUCACAUCCUCUUUUCCCACCCUACCCUUCCCUUCCAAGGUGCCAAGGUGAGUGCAUCGCUGCAAACAGCAGCGUAUGGAGUGCUCACCAACAAGGGAACCUGGUGCCUGACCACACUCUUACUCACCUUUGCCACUCACAUCCUCUUUUCUCUCCCUCCCCUUCCCUUCCAAUAUUGGGUGUGCAUCGCUGCUCACAGCAACGUGAGGAGUGCUCACCAGCAAAGGGACCUCCCUUCCAGAACACUCUUACUCACCUUCGCCACUCACAUCCUCUUUUCCCUCCCUCCCCUUCCCUUCCAAGGCGCCGUGGUGAGUGCAUCGCUGCGAACAACAGUACUGGGCGGUGAGUGCAUCGCUGGUCAUCUUAGCGUGUGGAGCGCUAAGAUCCGACUGGCUUGCCAACUGGGGUCGCUCAAUCGCCUGGUCUCUCUUGACCCGUUGGCCAUUCGGGCUGCUCUCCUCGCUGGUCUGCCCCUUGCUGCCAACCCCGCCUGGUGGGUGCAUUGCACGCUGCACAGGUGA
Closterium sp. NIES-65 is the source of this 924-nucleotide messenger RNA. NCBI's taxonomy places the organism in Eukaryota, Viridiplantae, Streptophyta, Zygnematophyceae, Desmidiales, Closteriaceae. The record is from the annotation of a GenBank genome assembly.